Saccharomyces mikatae IFO 1815 is the source of this 1551-nucleotide messenger RNA. It is a transcript of the gene STE7, whose product is annotated as mitogen-activated protein kinase kinase STE7. The transcript has a single exon. Gene Ontology annotation, molecular function: MAP kinase kinase activity; ATP binding. Lineage: Eukaryota; Fungi; Ascomycota; Saccharomycetes; Saccharomycetales; Saccharomycetaceae. The record is from RefSeq and is a predicted model, not a curated record. Gene Ontology annotation, biological process: MAPK cascade; protein phosphorylation. The coding region runs from base 1 to 1551 and encodes 516 amino acids.
AUGUUUCAACGGAAAACUUUACAAAGACGGAACUUGAAAGGGCUUAACCUCAACUUGCAUACAGAUGUGGCCAGUAACGGAAGCCUAUCGCAAGAAAAGAUAGAAGAUCACCAAGAACAUUCCCGAAUAGAAAGCCACGUGAUGUCGCACAUUAAUGCGAUACAAAAUAAGAGCAAUCUGUUUUUGCGCAGAGGUAUAAAAAAAAAUCUGACGUUGGAUGCGUGUAUGGAUGAGCAAGCAAUAUCGAAGCCAAGCGCCGUUGUAAUACAACAACCGCAAAAUGAACCCGUGUUGAUUUUAUCCUCUUUGUCGCAAUCUCCAUGCGUGUCAUCAUCCUCAUCUUUGUCUACACCGUGCAUUAUCGAUGCGUACAGCAGUAAUUUUGGAUUAUCACCAUCAUCCACGAAUUCUACUCCCUCUACAGUGCAGGGAUUGUCCAAUAUGACCACACCCAUUGAUAAUGAGCAUUCUAUAUCAUUACCUCCCUUGGCGGAAAGCUUAUCGCCAACAACAGCAAAUUUGCAAGAUACUUUAUCGGCAACAUCGAAUGAUAAUAAUAUCCAACUUCAAGAUUUGGUUCAAUUGGGGAAAAUUGGUGCCGGGAACUCUGGAACCGUGGUGAAAGCAUUACAUGUUCCUGAUUCUAAAAUUGUUGCCAAAAAAACAAUUCCUGUGGAACAGAAUAACAGCACAAUUAUCAACCAAUUAGUUAGAGAAUUAUCUAUCGUCAAAAAUGUCAAGCCUCAUGAAAACAUCAUCACCUUUUAUGGGGCAUAUUAUAACCAACACAUAAACAACGAAAUUAUAAUUCUAAUGGAAUACUCAGAUUGCGGUUCUUUAGAUAAAAUACUAUCUGUUUAUAAAAGGUUCGUUCAAAGAGGAAGUGUCUCGAAAAAGAAGACUUGGUUCAAUGAACUUACAAUCUCGAAAAUAUCGUACGGCGUGCUCAAUGGACUAGAUCAUCUGUACCGACAGUACAAGAUCAUUCAUCGUGAUAUUAAGCCUUCCAAUGUCUUGAUAAACAGUAAAGGACAGAUUAAGUUAUGUGAUUUUGGAGUGUCCAAGAAACUAAUAAAUUCUAUAGCUGACACAUUUGUUGGCACUUCCACUUAUAUGUCACCAGAGAGAAUACAGGGGAAUGUUUAUUCUAUCAAAGGAGAUGUUUGGUCGUUGGGGUUAAUGAUUAUCGAGCUAGUAACUGGGGAGUUUCCCCUAGGUGGGCAUAACGAUACACCCGAUGGUAUAUUAGAUUUACUGCAACGUAUUGUAAACGAGCCUUCACCAAGAUUACCCAAAGACCGUGUCUUUUCCAGAGAAAUGACAGAUUUUGUUAAUAGGUGUUGUAUCAAAAAUGAAAGAGAAAGAUCGUCGAUCAAUGAACUACUACAUCAUGACCUUAUAAUGAAAUAUGCAUCACCGUCCAAAGAUGAUAAGUUUAGACAUUGGUGUAAAAAAAUAAAAUCCAAGAUAAAGGAAGAUAAGAGAAUCAAAAGAGAUGCAUUAGACCGUGCGAAAUUGGAGAAGAAGCAAUCAGAUAAUCCAACACAUUGA